This is a messenger RNA of Tarenaya hassleriana, 2744 nucleotides long. Its product is annotated as dynamin-like protein ARC5. Gene Ontology annotation, molecular function: microtubule binding; GTPase activity; GTP binding. NCBI's taxonomy places the organism in Eukaryota, Viridiplantae, Streptophyta, Magnoliopsida, Brassicales, Cleomaceae. Bases 99 to 2462 code for a protein of 787 amino acids. The record is from RefSeq and is a predicted model, not a curated record. The transcript is spliced from 17 exons. Gene Ontology annotation, cellular component: cytoplasm; microtubule; membrane.
UCUGUCGUAUACAAAAGGAAAAAGACACCCGCUCCACUGCUCAUCUUCAUUUUGAGCUUCAUCUUCUUCAUCCUAGCCAAAGAAGAGGAGAAGACCCCAUGACGGCGAACAUGGCGACGGAGGAUGCAAUGCCGGAGGAAACGACGAUAACGGCGGCGGCGGCGGAAGAGGCGGAGGAGGAGAGAUGGAGCCUGUACGAGGCGUACAACGAGCUUCACGCGUUGGCUCAGGAGCUGGAGACGCCGUUCGAGGCACCCGCGGUGCUCGUGGUGGGUCAACAGACCGAUGGCAAGAGCGCGCUCGUGGAAGCGCUCAUGGGUUUUCAGUUCAACCAUGUCGGCGGCGGAACCAAGACUCGCCGGCCGAUCACUCUCCACAUGAAGUAUGACCCUCAGUGUCAGUCACCUCUCUGUCACCUCGUCUCCGAUGUUGAUCCCUCCGUCGCCGUCCCCAAAUCUCUCCCCCAAAUUCAGGCAUAUAUUGAAGCAGAAAACAUGAGGCUGGAGCAGGAAGCAUGCCCGUUCUCAGCCAAGGAGAUCAUUGUCAAAGUGCAGUAUAAGUACUGCCCCAACCUUACCAUCAUAGAUACUCCAGGACUCAUAGCUCCUGCUCCAGGACAGAAAAGCCGAGCACUUCAGGUUCAAGCGAGGGCCGUGGAAUCUCUGGUUCGAGCAAAGAUGCAACACAAAGAGUUCAUCAUUUUGUGCCUUGAAGAUAGCAGUGACUGGAGUGUUGCAACUACGCGAAGGAUAGUGAUGCAAGUUGAUCCUGAGCUUUCAAGGACAAUAGUCGUUUCUACAAAGCUUGACACCAAGAUUCCUCAAUUUUCAUGUUCAUCAGAUGUGGAGGUUUUCCUCUCACCUCCUUCAAGCACACUUGACAGCUCCUUAUUGGGCGACUCUCCUUUUUUCACGUCUGUGCCUUCUGGACGGGUUGGUUAUGGACAGGAUUCAGUAUACAAGUCUAAUGAUGAGUUCAAACAGGCCGUGUCACGUAGAGAAACAGAAGAUAUUGCGUCUCUGGAGCAAAAGUUAGGCCGUUUGCUGACAAAACAGGAAAGAAGUAGGAUUGGCGUUAGUAAACUAAGGUGUUUUUUGGAAGAACUACUCUGGAAAAGGUACAAGGAGAGUGUUCCGUUGAUCAUUCCACUUCUAGGAAAGGAGUAUCGGAGUACAAUUACAAAGUUGGACAGCAUUAGCAAGGAACUCAGCUCUUUGGAUGAAGCAAAACUAAAAGAGAAAGGAAGGACUUUCCAUGAUCUUUUCUUAACCAAGUUAUCAUUGUUAUUGAAAGGAACAGUUGUGGCGCCUCCAGAUAAAUUUGGUGAGACAUUGCAAGAUGAAAGGAUGAAUGGAGGAGCUUUUGUUGGUACUGAUGGUCUUCAGUUCCCUCAUAAGUUAAUACCAAAUGCUGGGAUGCGCCUUUAUGGGGGUGCACAGUAUCACCGUGCCAUGGCUGAAUUCCGUUUUUUAGUUGGUGCUAUCAAAUGCCCACCAAUAACGCGGGAAGAAAUUGUAAAUGCAUGUGGAGUCGAGGAUAUUCAUGAUGGAACAAACUAUUCCAGAACAGCUUGCGUCAUAGCAGUUGCAAAGGCUCGUGACACAUUCGAGCCUUUUCUUCAUCAGUUAGGUGCCAGGCUUUUACACAUUCUGAAGAGAUUGCUUCCAAUAUCUAUAUACCUUCUUCAGAAAGAAGGUGAAUACUUAAGUGGCCAUGAGGUGUUCCUCAACCGGGUUGCUUCAGCUUUCAACAGUUUAGUGGAAACUACAGAAAAAACAUGCCGCGACAAGUGUAUGGAAGAUUUAGCAAGUACUACUCGCUAUGUCACAUGGUCUCUUCACAACAAGAACCGAGCUGGUCUACGCCAAUUCUUGGAUUCAUUUGGCGGAACAGAACAACUAGCUACUGCAGGUAAUCCUGUGGCACUCGGUUUUCCUCAAGAUGCACAAGCCGGAACAGCAGUUCCCGACGCAAAAUCAAGGUCAGACAUAAAGCUCAGCCAUCUGGCUGUGAACAUUGAUCCAGGUUCCAGUAUUCAGACAUCAGAAACACGGUUGGCUGACCUUCUAGAUAGCACGCUUUGGAACCGAAAACUUGCUCCUUCGUCUGAAAGGAUUGUAUAUGCCUUGGUACAACAGAUAUUCCAGGGAAUACGAGAAUAUUUUCUCGCCUCGGCGGAGUUAAAGUUCAACUGUUUUCUUCUAAUGCCAAUCGUUGAUAAGUUGCCUGCCCUCCUCCGAGAGGAGCUAGAAAAUGCUUUUGAAGACGAUCUCGAUAGUAUUUUUGACAUCACAAGUCUGCGGCAGUCACUUGAUCAGAAGAAAAGAAGCACGGAGAUCGAGCUGAAAAGGAUAAAGAGGCUCAAAGAGAAAUUCAGAGAGAUGAACGAGAAGCUAAGCUCUCAUGAAUUUGCAAAAAAUCUGUUUGCAGAUCCAUUGCAGGCUGGGUUCAAAGAUGUGUAACCUGAAGUAAUAUCUCCCUUAUGUAUUCUGUUACAAACUUGGAUCCCAAGCAACAAGCUCUAGGUUACUUGGAGCAGAAGCAUAGUCAAGAACGUCUAGGGGCGUAUCAUAUAUGCUACAUGUGAAAUGGAGACUGUCGACACAUAUUUGUAAGGUAUUGAUUUCGCUUUGUACUCUGUUUCGUCAAGAUUGUGUAUUGUGGCUAUGUAUCUGUCGUUUAGUAGAUCUUUCAUGCACGACCUAAAUUAAGAUAGAAGAAAAGCACAUAAUAGCUUAAAAUAA